Menidia menidia (Atlantic silverside) is the source of this 402-nucleotide messenger RNA. The record is from the annotation of a GenBank genome assembly. Lineage: Eukaryota; Metazoa; Chordata; Actinopteri; Atheriniformes; Atherinopsidae.
AUGGAGAACGGAAAGGGGCCCUUUAUUGAACCCAUUUGUGAUGAGAGGGAGAAGCAGCAGCUAAUUGCCCUCAGCUGGCUGCAGCUUCAUGGGGUCUCUGGGUCUUGGGACCAGUUCCACGACUGUGCCAACGUGGCCAUGGCGGGCUGCCCGCAGGAGGCGGCGGCCGUGUGGGAGUCGCUGCGCCAGGAGUCCAAGAAGAUGCAGUUCUCCGGGAACCUCUACGACAUGUGCUCCAACCGGGACGGCCUCCCCCCGGCGGAUUCCGCGGUUCCCCGCGGCUCCCCGGGCAAAGAGGAGGUCAGCCAGGAGUCUCUGCGGGGGGGCGCGGCCGGGCGGGGGGGCGGCCCCGGCCUCCUGGGGCUGCUGCUGACCGCGGCGCUGCUGCUAAUGUGGCUGUAA